Molecule: messenger RNA, 2724 nt
Organism: Colletotrichum karsti
Lineage: Eukaryota; Fungi; Ascomycota; Sordariomycetes; Glomerellales; Glomerellaceae
Product: TBC domain-containing protein
Exons: 4
Coding region: 1-2724 (907 amino acids)
Source: RefSeq, a predicted model, not a curated record
AUGUCGCAGCCAGACGACUCCGUCAGGUCCCCCACGACGGCGGUGCCCAAGGACAGGAGACUCUCGACCGUCUCCGACUCCGACUCGGAUAAGGACAAUGUAACGACCCCCCAACAGGAUGCCUUCGAAGACGCCGUUGUCGAUGUCGCCGAGGUAGCUGAGGUUGCUGAGGUGCGCUCCCUUACCACGAGGACGCCCUCGGUCUCGAAAGCACCGCCCACCGAACCCCCCACGGAGCCAGAGCCCCCGAAAAAGGAGGCGAAAGAGGACAGCGAUGUCGACGACGACGCCCCUCCAACGCCCCCCAAAGACGAGCCCGCUGUCACCGAAAACCAGAAGACCGACGACGAGGAAAACGAGAUCAAGCGAAAGCCAUCCCCCGUGUCGCACCGACUUUCUGAUACCUCGAAUUUGGACAAUGUUAGUCUCGACGACAAUCACCACUCAGCCGCCCCACAAGACCCAGAGCCGAAAGCCAGCGACCCUGUCCCCCCAAAGGUGCCAACCAAGAAAAUAUCAAUAAGCAGCAUCACUGGUGCCCUCCCGUCUUUGCCAUGGUCGCCUCCCGCAGAGCCUGCCAAAUCACCCGUCGCACCUGCAGCACCCCUGCCGCAAGCUGCCCCAGCUCCUCCUCCCGUCCCCGUUUCCCACCCAGGGCCUCCGACAAGGAAGCUCACCAGCCCCUUCUCCUGGUUGUCACGAAACAGCGGUAGCAAGGAGAAGGAAACGUCUCCACCGCCUGCAUCCUCCCCUCGACGAAAUACUGCCAGCUCCAUCGCCACAUUGACCAGUAACCCUGAGAUGAUGCUCAGCAGGCUAGACGAAGAGAAGGAAGGCGACCACGGUGUGCCUCGACACAGCUUGAAGGAUCGCUUCAAGAUGGUUCGGAUGAGGGAAGAGGCUGGAAUCACGCUCGACGACGACAAGACGCCGAUCCCGCCGCCCAAGGGUCUGGGACUGUCUACUCCUCCAGCUCAGCAAAAUGGAGAUAAGGAACUCGGGGCGGAACCGCCCAAGUCGCCCCUUCCCACAACGCCAAACCCGGCAUUAGCACCAGGGACGGUAUCUGGUGUAUCGGCUGGUCCAUCAGACAUGCCCGAUGCCCAAGUGGACUGGGACUUGUGGCAGUCCGUAGUCUACGAAGGUCCGGCGGUCGUGGCCCGUACCAGUGCCGAGGAGCUGAACAGAGCGAUCGCCACCGGCAUUCCCAGCGCUAUCCGCGGUGUUAUCUGGCAAGUCUUGGCGCAGAGCAACAGCGAGGAGUUGGAGAUGAUGUACAGAGAUCUCAUUACACGAGGCACCGACAAGGAAAAGAACAGGAACAGCAACAGCACCCUCAGCUCCGGUAGCAACGGCAACCUCAGCAUACACCAUGAGGCGGUCAACUCUUCUGCUUCGUCCAUCCACUCGGAGCACUCGGCGGUCAACGGCAACGGUACCACUUCGCCGAACGAGAAGAGCGCCGAAGCUGUGCAGAAGGCUCAACAGGCAGCUGCUGCAGCAAGGCAGAAGAAGCAAAAGGAGGAUGCGGCCAUGAUUCAAAAAUUGGAAAAGACUAUUCGCCGGGAUAUGGGUGCGAGAACGAGCUUCUCCAAGUACGCUGCCGCUGCCGGGCUUCAGGAGGGUCUAUUCGGCGUGUGUAAGGCGUACGCUCUGUACGACGAGGCAGUCGGGUACGCCCAAGGCAUGAACUUCCUGAUCAUGCCCCUACUGUUCAACAUGACCGAGGAGGAGGCCUUCUGCCUGUUGGUCAAGUUGAUGAAUCACUACCAACUGCGGGAUCUGUUCGUACAGGACAUGCCCGGUCUGCAUAAGAACCUAUACAUCUUCGAGCGUCUUCUCGAGGACUUUGAGCCCGCUCUGUACUGCCAUCUCCGCCGUCGCAGCAUCUCGCCUCACCUCUACGCUACCCAGUGGUUCUUGACGCUCUUCGCCUACCGCUUCCCCCUGCAAUUGGUGCUACGCAUCUACGACUUGAUUUUCUCGGAAGGACUAUCGGCCAUUCUACGAUUCGGCAUCGUGCUGAUGCAAAAGAACGCCGCCAAUCUCCUCGCAAUUUCAGAUAUGCAGCAACUCACCGUCUUCCUUAAGGACAAGCUCUUCGAUGCCUACAUCGACACAGCGCCAAGUGCAGGCAGCAUCUUGGAGAACGGUUUCUUCGGAAGCUCCAGUGCGAGCCAGGACAAGGAAGUCUACCGGGCCGACCAACUUGUGAGGGACGCUUGCGACGUCAAGAUCACUCCUGAGAUCCUUAAGGCCUACACUCUUGAGUGGGAGGAGAAGACAAGGACGGAGAAGGAGCGCGAGGCCGAGCUCGAGGGGUUGCGAACCGCCAACAUCAACUUCGCCGUUAAAGUGCGUAAGCUCGAGGAGCGUGUCGAGGCAUACGAUAGUGAACAGGCGGCACUCGCAACGGAGCUGGUGCACACCAAGGUCGAGAACGAGGAACUCAAGGACGAGAAUGAGAGUCUCAAGGGCCAAGUUCGCGAGUUGCGCAAUGUCAUCGAGAAGCAGCCCGAGGAGCUCGAGAAUGCUUGGAAGGCCGAGCGCGACAAUCUCAUGCAGCGCAACCAGAACGUUCACGAUGAGAACCAAAAGUUGGAGAAGGAAUUGGCGGAACUCGAGGAGGAGCUUGUGCAGACGAAGAUGCAGUACGCUGAGAUCAACUCUCAACACGAGACCCUCACACGAAAGUGGACGGACCUCAAGCGACAGUUUACUUAG